AUGGAUAAGGUGCAGUACAUAACGCGCUCGGCCCUGAGGAGAGCCUCCACCAUCGAGGUGAACCCGCAGGCGCGCCAGCGCCUCCAGGAGCUCUUCGUGAACUUCUGCCUCAUCCUCAUCUGCCUCUUGCUCAUCUGCAUCAUCGUGAUGCUCCUCUGA
Nothoprocta perdicaria is the source of this 159-nucleotide messenger RNA. It is a transcript of the gene PLN, whose product is annotated as phospholamban. The transcript has a single exon. Gene Ontology annotation, cellular component: membrane; sarcoplasmic reticulum. Gene Ontology annotation, biological process: negative regulation of ATPase-coupled calcium transmembrane transporter activity; negative regulation of heart rate; negative regulation of calcium ion import into sarcoplasmic reticulum. Gene Ontology annotation, molecular function: ATPase inhibitor activity. The record is from RefSeq and is a predicted model, not a curated record. Lineage: Eukaryota; Metazoa; Chordata; Aves; Tinamiformes; Tinamidae. The coding region runs from base 1 to 159 and encodes 52 amino acids.